This is a messenger RNA of Thalassophryne amazonica, 1090 nucleotides long. Its product is annotated as centromere protein K-like. The coding region runs from base 84 to 884 and encodes 266 amino acids. Lineage: Eukaryota; Metazoa; Chordata; Actinopteri; Batrachoidiformes; Batrachoididae. Gene Ontology annotation, biological process: mitotic sister chromatid segregation; kinetochore assembly. Gene Ontology annotation, cellular component: nucleus. The record is from RefSeq and is a predicted model, not a curated record. The transcript is spliced from 10 exons.
UCAUGAGUGUCGGCGGUAUUUUGAAGCCAGGCCGUUUGAGUUUUUGUUGAUCGAGGAAACAAAACCCGGUGAAACUUGUAAAGAUGGCGGAGGUGAAGUUGAGCGGACUGCCUGGAGUUGAGCUGUCUGAGGCUGCUCAGGCCGAGCUGCUGAACCAGUGCGAAGAGCAGUUUGCACACUUAGAAAAGCUUCAUAAUGAGAUCAUCCUGUGUGAACCAGAUUUAUGUGAAAACCCACAAGAGCAGUCAGUAAACACUCUGAUGGCAACAGAAGCUGAGCUGAAGCAGUGGCUGACGACGGAGCCCACGUUGCUGGCAGUAAAUUCAGAGAUUUUACUCCGAGCUGGGAAAGAAGAGAUGCUGAAGCUGUGCUCUGAACUUGAGAUGAUUGUGUCGUGUUAUGAAGCAAUGAGAGACAAACUCAGAGACAGUAAAAAGCUUGAGCAGAAGUGGCUCGAAGAGAAGAAGCAGGUGAUGGUUGCUGCCAGUGAUCAUGUUGAACGACUCCAAGCGCAGAGAGAGAAGCUGUCCGAGCUGAGUGUCCUGCAGGAAACCAAGGACAAAAUUGAGAAGCUGAAAGUCUACCAAGAAAGACUGAUGGAGUCUCUGGGAGACAUCUUGGAGAAGCAUAUUCCUCUUCCUCAGAAGGAGUCCACUUCAAACAAGAAGAAGAAGGUUUCUGCAGCAGAGUUCAACAAAGACCUGAUAUCAAUAAAUGAAAUCCUGGAGAUGCUCAUGAACCAGUUCCUGAAUGCACCACACGACCCUUAUGUGACCAUAGACGCAGCCUUCUGGCCGCCGUAUGUGGAAAUGCUGCUACGUUACGGCAUUGCAGUCAGACAUCCAGAGAACAGUUUCAAAAUCCGCCUGGAGACCUUUUUUUAAAUUCUUCUAAGCCAAACUUUUAAGUACUUUGAGACUGUCCCCCUACACUGGCCAAGUCCAACCAGUGAUUGCUGUUAUUACUGCCUUUUACUUUAAUGGAGACUAACUGCCUUUGAUUUUGGAGAUGAUCUGGAUCUUCUGGUUUACAUGUUGAUUAUUGAUUAUGUUUUGGUGAAACAGUGCCCCCACUGGCAUUUGAGGACAAG